AGUUGUGUCUCUCAGAGAAGAUGAGGAGAACUACCCGCCCUCCUCAUUGCACCCAAGGUGGGUGAGCCACCUCCAUCUUUCUCCUGGGACCUUUCCCAGGUGCAGGGAUGGGUGCCUUUCCAGAAGAUGAUGCCCGGGAGGAACUGACUAGCCCCAGGAUCCUGUCCAGAAGCGCCACGCUCUGCAGAUGAACGUGUCUGACAGGGACCAAGCCCUGGAACCUGACCUUCCACCACCGAUUAACAGCUCCCUCUUUUCCCACUCGAAGGUUUGCUAAAAGCUUUCCUCAUAACUCUGGAAGGCAGGUGGUGCAAGGGACAUUAGCCCCAUCUGACAUAAGAAGAAACUGAGGCACAGAAAUGAAAGAAGCCCCUGCUGGCUGCUGAUCCUCACUGCACCCCGAGUCUGUACUGCUAGCUGGCCUCAGUCAGAUCUGAGCCACCUGCUCCUUCUGCCACACUCCUAGGCAGGCAGGAUGAAUCCCUUUUUGGACACCCUGCAGAGCCUCCGAGAUGCCUUUGGCUCUGGGAAAACCCGCCCAGCAGAGUUCCGAGCUGCCCAGCUGGAGGGGCUGAACCGCUUCCUGAAAGAGAACCGAGAUGCCCUGCUGGCUGCCCUGGCCCAGGAUCUGCACAAGGCUCCCUUUGAGUCUGAGAUCUCCGAAAUCAGCAUCUGUCAGAGUGAAAUCAACCUGGCUCUGAACAACCUGCACAGCUGGAUGAAGGAUGAGCAUGUGUCUAAAAACCUGGCCACCCAACUGGACACAGCCUUUAUCCGGAGGGAACCCUAUGGCGUGGUCCUCAUCAUUUCCCCCUGGAACUACCCUCUGAACCUCGUGCUAGUUCCUCUGGUCGGGGCCAUCGCAGCAGGCAACUGCGUGGUGUUAAAGCCCUCGGAAAUGAGCAAGAGCAUGGAGAAGAUCAUUAGUGAAGUGCUGCCCAGCUACUUGGACAAGAACUGCUUUGCUGUGGUGCUGGGAGGACCCCAGGAGACCACCACCCUCCUGGAGAACAAGUUUGACUACAUCUUCUUCACAGGGAACCCCUCUGUAGGCCGGAUCGUCAUGUCCGCUGCCUCCAAGUACCUGACCCCCAUCACGCUGGAGCUGGGAGGGAAGAACCCCUGUUACGUGGAUGACAACUGUGACCCCCAAAACGUGGCCAACCGUGUGGCCUGGUUCCGUUUCUUCAACGCGGGACAGACGUGCGUGGCCCCAGACUACAUCCUGUGUACCCGGGAGACGCAGGAGAAGCUGCUGCCUGCCCUGCAAAAUGCAGUGACCCAGUUCUAUGGGAAGGAUCCUCAGGGUUCCCCAGACCUGGGCCGCAUCAUCAGUGACAAGCAUUUCCACAGGCUUCGAGGCCUGCUGGGCAAUGGCCGAGCAGCCAUUGGCGGCCAGUCAGACGAGCAGGAACGCUACAUUGCCCCCACGGUGCUGGUGGAUGUGAAGGAGACGGACCCCGUGAUGCAGGAGGAGAUCUUUGGGCCCAUUUUACCCAUCCUGAAUGUGCAGAGCAUCGAUGAGGCCAUUGCUUUCAUCAGGAAGAGAGAGAAGCCCCUGGCCCUAUAUGCCUUCUCCAAGGAUUCCAAGGUGGUGCGCCAGAUGCUGGAGCAGACCAGCAGCGGGGGCUUCUGUGGCAAUGAUGGCUUCAUGCACAUGACGCUGACCACACUGCCUUUCGGAGGAGUAGGAAACAGUGGGAUGGGUAUGUACCAUGGAAAGUUCAGCUUCGAUACGUUCUCGCAUCAGCGCGGCUGCCUCCUGCGGAGCUCGGGCAUGGAGAAGCUUAACUCUCUGCGGUACCCACCCUAUGCCCAGCGUAAUCUGGGGCUGCUGCUGUCCAUGGUGGAGAUCAGCCACAAGGGCCAGUGCACGCUCCUAUGAGCUGGGGGCUGCCCCCUUCUCACAGGCACCAGGACUCUCCUGUCAGAACACUCUCCUGCUGUGCACCCGUCCCGUGGGUCUCAGUGGCAUGGCUGAGAUGAACUUGUAGUGAGGGCUACAAAGGGGCAGGAGAUCCCUUGGACUUGGCCUUCCAGCCCUGCUGGCUGUGAGUCUGUACCUGGGGCAGAGGGGCCCUAGGAUUCCUGGUGCUGCCCAGUUCUAAGUAAAGGCCGUAUGGGAAACCCAAA
This is a messenger RNA of Phascolarctos cinereus (koala), 2133 nucleotides long. RefSeq names its product aldehyde dehydrogenase 3 family member B1 (gene ALDH3B1). Gene Ontology annotation, molecular function: 3-chloroallyl aldehyde dehydrogenase activity; aldehyde dehydrogenase (NAD+) activity. Gene Ontology annotation, biological process: aldehyde metabolic process. Gene Ontology annotation, cellular component: cytoplasm. The record is from RefSeq and is a predicted model, not a curated record. NCBI's taxonomy places the organism in Eukaryota, Metazoa, Chordata, Mammalia, Diprotodontia, Phascolarctidae.